This is a messenger RNA of Corythoichthys intestinalis (scribbled pipefish), 3259 nucleotides long. RefSeq lists its product as uncharacterized. The coding region runs from base 87 to 1007 and encodes 306 amino acids. NCBI's taxonomy places the organism in Eukaryota, Metazoa, Chordata, Actinopteri, Syngnathiformes, Syngnathidae. The record is from RefSeq and is a predicted model, not a curated record. The transcript is spliced from 7 exons.
UAUGUUAACAACCACACGCCUUCUAAAUUCCACCAUUGGAACCACCCUAAAACGGAUUUACGCGACUAAAUUGUACUUUUGUUAAAAUGAGGGACAACGUAGUACCCCGAAUCGUUGUAAUUCUCGUGUGUGCGGCUUUUUAUGUGGCAACUUUGAUUGUUAACGGCUUAGCAGGGGCGGGUAAAGGUUCCUUCCAUUCCUCGAUAAGUAAUGUGUCAGCCCGUUACGAGACCGACAUCACCCCCGCUGGCUGGACCUUCUCCAUUUGGAGUGUUAUUUAUAUCUGGCUCACCCUCAUGGUCAUUUAUAUCACUUUAUUUGUGUUCAGAGGAUCUUGGGCUCAGUGUCUGCUGCCGUACGCCUUCUACUUUUUCUGGCUGCUCAACAUUGUGCUGAAUAUGAUAUGGCUGCUGUUGUGGGACAGAGAAUUGAUGCUGUCAGGUCUGGUUGUAUUGAUCCUGAUCGUGAUUUCCAGCUACGGUGCCUUGAGUAUCUGUUGCUAUGCAACAGAUUACUACGGACUCUGGCUACAUACCUACUACCCCAAAGACCUCAUCUGUGUCACAAUUUUGGUCCAGAACGGUUUGGCUCUCUACACGACAUGGACGUCGAUCGCUUCUUUGAUCAACUUCGCUGUAGUCCUUCAAUUGUGGGGCGUGGUCAAAAGCACGGCUGCGACCGUGUCACUUUGCCUCCUGUUUGCUGAGCUGGUGGGAUGGUUUAUUCUUGAAAACUGGGCACUGGAUCGCUGGGUGCGCAACAUUCUGACGGUGUACCCUGUUGUGAUCGUGGCGCUGGUCGGGAACGUGUUCAAGCAUUUUCACUCAGCGGACCCCAGCCCGAAUGCCAUAUUUAUGGUUUGUCUCCUGGUGUUGGCAUGUAUCCUGCUGGUGUUCCGAGUCUGUAACGUCAUCUGGAGAAACAGAUGGAGACCCCUCUUCUCCCCGGGGUCGGCACGCCCGCUAAUCUCACCACUUGAUGGAGGCAAAUUUAAGCUCUUAUCCUAAAUGGGUGGAAACUUCUUUUGGACCACUAUACAUAAAAAAAACACUUUAAGUGGGCCAUUAAACAGUGCCAUAAGUUCCAGUAAAGUAUUUUAUACUUUGUAUUUUUUAUGAAGGAGAACAACAUGAUUGUAUUGCCACUAAGUUACUUAGCUUUAGCUAGCUACAGUGGUAUGGAAAAGUAUCUGAACCUUUUGGAAUUUCUCACAUUUCUGCAUAAAAUCACCAUCAAAUGUGAUCUGAUCUUUGUCAAAAUCACACCGAUUUAAAAGCAGUGUCUCCUUCAACUAAAACCACCCAAACAUUUAUAGGAUUUCAUAUUAUAAUGAGGAUAGCAUGCAAACAAUGACAGAGGGGGGGGAUACAGUAAGUAAGUGAACUCUCUGCCUAAGGAGACUUAAAGAGCAAUUGAAACCAAUUUUUACCAAACAGUUUAAGUCAGCUAUGUGCCCAAUCACUGAUGAGAAGUUUAAAGCAGCCCUGCCCACUAUAAAACACACACCUGGUAAGAAUUGUCUUGAUGAGAAGCCUUGUCUGAUGUGCAUCAUGGUUCGGUCAAAGGAGCUGUCUGAAGACCUGCAAUCAAAGAUUGUUGAUUUGUAUAAAGCUGGGAAAGGAUACAAAACCAUCUCUAAAAGUCUGGGUGUUCAUCAAUCGACAGUCAGAGAAGUUGUCUACAAAUGGAGAGUCUUUGGCACUGUUGCUUCUCUCUCAAGGAGUGGCCGUCCACCAAAGAUGGUGCCAAGAGUUCAGCGCAGAAUACUCAGAGAGGUAAAAAAGAACCCUAGAGUGUCAGCUAAAGACUUACAGAAAUCACUGGCACAUUCCAAUAUCUCUGCACACAUCAAACAUAUGUCAAACUAUGGGGAAGAAUGGUGUUCAUGGGAGGACUCCACGGAGGAAGCCACUGCGGUCUAAAAAAAAAAAAACCAUUGUUGCUCGUUUCAUGUUUGCAAAAACGCACUUGGAAACUCCACAGAGGUUUUGGCAAAAUAUUUUGUGGACUGAUGAAACCAAAGUUUAAUUGUUUGGGAGUAACACACGUCAAAUGUGGAGGAAAAAUGGAACAGCUCACCAACAUCAACACCUCAUCCCCACCGUGAAGCAUGAUGGAGGGAGCAUCAUGUUUUGGGGCUGUUUUGCUGCGUGAGGGCCUGGACUUGCAAUCAUUAUGAAUUCAAAAGUUGAUCAGGAUGUUUUGCUGGAAAACCUGAGUCCGUCUAUCAAACAGUUGAAGCUAAAAAGAGGAUGGAUGCUGCAACAAGACAAUGAUCAAAUUUAAAGAAGUAAAUCAAAUUCAGAAUGGUUUCAGAAGAACAAAAUGCACAUUCUGUAGUUGCCAAGUCAUAGUCCAGACUUGAACCCCAUUGAGAUACUAUGGCAUGACCUAAAGACAGUGAUUCAUGCCCAGGAAGCUGACUGAACUACAGCAGUUUUGUAGAGAAGAAUGGGCCAAGAUUAGUCAUGAUUGAUGUGCCAGACUUAUUAGCAGCUACAGGAAGCGUCUGGUUGAAGUUAUUGCUGCCAAAGGAAGGGCCACAAAAUAUUAAAUGUGAUGGUUCACUUACUUAUUUUCCCCCCUUCUGUAUUUGUUUGCAUACUAUCCUCAUUAAGAUAUGAAAACCUAUAAAUGUUUGGGUGGUUUUAGUUAAAGCAGACACUGUUUCUUUAUCUGUGUGAUUUUGACAAAGAUCAGAUCACAUUUAAUUGUGAUUUUAUGCAGAAAUAUGAGAAAUUCAGAUACUUUUUCAUCCCACUGUAUCACACUGACGUCAUUGGCUGCCAGAGACGCUGCUAGACAUCCUAUCCGUUUGAAAUGGGAGGGAUGGCGGCAAUUAAACGAAUGUUCAUUCGCCGCCACUUUCCCAGUUCAAACGGAUUGAGCGGCUACUCGCGAUUGGACGUCUAGCAUCCUCAGAAUACAUCAUGCUCAUUAUUUUUGCACCAUUUUUUUGCUCUGUUCAUGUAUUUUUAAGCACUAUUUCGUAUUUUGUAUAUUAUUAUUACAAGCUACAGUUACUAACAAUACACUAUCAUGUUUUUGCAAUACUUUAGCAUUAGCAUUCUCAUUUUUGUAUGUUCAUAUUAUUCCGGAACCUGUUACAGCAUCAUGUAUAAUGAACACUGUUUUAAUAUUUCCAUGUGUUUUUUCAAAUAUGUCCAAACACGCUUUUGUUUAUACUAAGCAUUACGGUAGCACACAGCCAAAACUGUGUGUGCCUUCAAAAUAAAAUAUUCAACAAAUACAAACACUG